AUGAUUCAAAAACUUAAUUCUCACGUUCACUACCUCAUUCGUUCGCCAGCAAUUGCGUUCGCGCCAUGCGGAGGAAUGCAUCAACAUCUCAGAAUGAUAACAGGAGUACUCUUAAAGGAUGGUAAUCCGCUACCAAUAAUACGUAACUUUGAAUUGGAAGACCAUCCACCAGCUAGAGAGUUUGACGAUAUCUGCAUCAAGCUGCGCACCUCAAUUUCGUCCAAGACUGGCGUGCCAUAUGAUACGGUCGGAUGUUGCUUUACUUCAUUGAUUGCCCCUCCUAAUCGAACUCACGUCACUGUCAAGAUAGAGAAUAGAGGAACUGCUACACUGCGCAAGUUCGAAUGGGAAUUGUUCUUGGAACUUGAAAGAAGGAGAACUAAUUCGACCACCAUGGACUUAGAACUGCAACCACACUACGAGACUGCAACCGGUGAUGGGUAUAUAACCAUCCGAAUUGCCAUGGGAUUCUUCGGAGAUAAUUUGUUGGGCGAAUGGCGCGGGGUAUAUGGCAGUGCAACUGAGGUGAUGGAUAUUGCGGAGACGACCUGUUCGAAAUUCGAGAAAUGGGCUAAUACGGAGAAGAGAUUGGGCUACAAGAACUUUAGUUGCGUUGUAACCGGUCAACGCUGGAGAUUUAUGAAAGGGGUCUUUUUCUUGCACUACGAGUCGAAUGAAGCGGAUGCCACCUCAUUAACGAAUGAUGCCUUGGAAAAUCGAAUCAUAACGGGAGUUGGUAACGAAAUCACUGCCUUGUCAAUUGAAGUCCUAACUGCUACAUGUUGA
Molecule: messenger RNA, 786 nt
Organism: Dicrocoelium dendriticum
Lineage: Eukaryota; Metazoa; Platyhelminthes; Trematoda; Plagiorchiida; Dicrocoeliidae
Source: the annotation of a GenBank genome assembly